GCGCCGGAGAAGAAGCGGCGCAGCAAUGGCGGCGGUGGCGGCGCCGCGGGCCCCUCCGGCCGCGCCGCUGCUCGAGGCGCUCUCGGCGCUCUCGGCGCUGCCCCCGCACCGCGGGGCCCUCCCGGGCAUCGUGCGGGGCCUCCGCGACAGCGCCGGGACCCAGGCCGCCCUCGGGGGUCUCCUCGGUGUCACCAGCGCCCGCCUGGGCUCCAUGAAGACGCGCUUCGAGGGGCUGUGCCUGCUGUCGCUGUUGGUCAGCGAGAGCUGGCCCAGCGAGGCGUUCCAGCAGCACUGCCUGGGCUGGCUGCGCCUGCUGCAGCACCUGCUGCAGUCGCAGGACCCCCCUCCCACGGUGGCCCUGGGCGUGGCCGUGCUGCGGGAGCUGCUGCGCUUCUCGGCGCAGCUGCCGGAGCUGGCGCGGGACAUCGGCACCAACCACAUCCCCGGCAUCCUCACCUCCCUGCUGGCCCUGCGGCCCGAGUGCGAGCUCUCCACGCUGGAGGGGAUCAAGUCCUGCCUGUCCUUCUACCCCGGCGCCUGCGGCUCCAUGAGGGGGAAGCUGGCGGCGCAUUUCCUGUCGCGCAUCGACAGCGAGAGCCCCCGGCUGCAGCAGCUGGCGUGCGAGUGCUACGCGCUGCUGCCGGCGCUGGGCCGCGGUUUCUCGCAGGGGCUGCGGCACACCGAGUGCUGGCAGCAGCAGCUGCAGGGCGUGCUGGCCACGCUGCACGGCCUGCUGGGGGCGCUCUUCGAGGGAUGUGAGACUGAUCCGCUCCCGUACGAGGGUCCCGGGGUGGAGCUGCUGCUGCCCCCGCCCCAGGACGACGCUGGGGGGAUCCUGACCCUGCACUCGAGGUUUUCGGGGCUCUGCCGCCUCCUCAAGCUGCUCCUCAGCUGGUCCAUACUGGUUCUGCAGAGCUGGUUUGGGGAGGGGCCCCUGCGGGGGCUGCUGCUGCCCCAGGUGCACCUGGACGCGCUCGACGUGCUGGGGGCGCUGCUGCUGGCGUGCGGGGCCCGCCUGGUGCGCUGGGGGUCCCUCCUCGGCCGCCUCUUCCCGCAGGUUCUGAGCUCCUGGAGCGGCCCCCGGAACCCCCCCCCGGGCCAGGAGAGACCCUUCGGGGCAGUGCGGAGCCGCCUGUACCAGGUGCUGGAGCUCUGGGUGCAGGUGGCCGGGCCGGCCUCGGGGGUCCUGCAGAGCCCCGGGACCCCCAGCGAGGCUCUGCUGGCUCACCUGGUCAGCGACAUCAGCCCGCCCAGCGACGGGGCCAAGCUGCGGGUGGAGCCCAAACCCAGCGCCCCCAAAAGGCCCAAAUUGGGGGAGGGGCUGGAGGGGCCCCCCCUGCACCGCAAAGGGGAACCCGCGGCCAACAGCGACACCUGCGCCGCCGCCCUGGCAGCCCUGCGCAGGAUCCUCCUCACGGGGGGACCCCUGAUCAAGGAGGAGACGCACAGGCGCCUGCAGGAGCUGGUGGUGCCGCUGGCCCUGCGCCUGCCCCAGCUUUGCCCCCCGGAGCUUUUUGGCCCCUCGGGGUCGCCGUACGGGAGCGCCCGCUGCCGGGGGGGGCUCUACGGUGUCCUGCAGGCGCUGCUGCUGGGGGCCCCGCCCGGCGCCGCGCCGCCGCUGCAGUGCGCGCUGCGGGCGUUCGGCCAGGGCCAGAGGGACCCCGACGUGCAGGUCUCCUCGCAGUGCCGGGAGUCGCUGCUGCUCUGCACCGCCCUGUGCCGCCCCCUGCUGGCCCCGCCUCCCGCCCCUCCCCCCUCCGGCCCCUCCCCCCACCCCCCACCCCUUUCGCGGGGCCGGCGGGGCGGGGCCUGCGGGGGCAGGGGCCUGCGGGGCGGGGCGCGGCGGCGCCCGGUGUUCGUGCACUACGAGCGCGAGGAGAGCUCGGACGUGGAGAUCUCGCUCGAGAGCGACUCGGACGAUUCCGUGGUGAUCGUGCCCAAAAAGGGCCCCGAGCUGCCCGACAGGAUGGGGGGAGGGGUGGCCGCCCUUCCCCCACCGCCGCCCCCGCCCCCGGAGGAUUUAGGGGUCCCGACAGAACAAGACGAGACCACCACCAUGCUGGCCGAUUUCAUCGACUGCCCCCCCGACGACGAGAAAACCCCCGAGGCCCCUCUGUGACCCCCCCAAAUCCGGGGGGAUCCCCCCC
Messenger RNA from Camarhynchus parvulus, 2147 nucleotides. RefSeq names its product proline, glutamate and leucine rich protein 1 (gene PELP1). Gene Ontology annotation, cellular component: nucleus. Lineage: Eukaryota; Metazoa; Chordata; Aves; Passeriformes; Thraupidae. Gene Ontology annotation, biological process: rRNA processing. The record is from RefSeq and is a predicted model, not a curated record.